AUGGCGCCUUGGCCAGGGGCCGGCGCGUGCAUCUGUGGGCGCCCCCUCGGCCAGGACCAGAGGGCGGCGGGCCGCGGCGCGGGGCCGGGCCCGGGGAGGAGGGCGCUGCGCGGGCGGCGGGACGAGGCGACGGGCCGGGCACUGGCGGCCCUGCAGCUCGAGACGGACAGUGGCGCCGGGCACGACGCCGAGGGCUCCAGCAUGCCCGAGCAGCAGGGGGCGGUCAAGCACUCCGCGGACUACAAUUACCAGGUCGAUGACUUUCAGAUGGCCGGGUCCAGGUCUGGAUACCUCAACUUUAUCAAGAAGUACCCUUGCACUCGCUCGCCUGGUCCGGAUGGGUUCCCGAAGAAGUUCGAUUGGAUUAUCCACACGAAGCGGGACAUCCAGAACGUCAGCAAAGGCAAGAACCCGUACGCUGUCUUCUCAUCAAUGGAUCUCCAGGCUGUCCCAGCGAUGUUAACAGUGCUGGAGACGAAGUGGCCCCAGAACAAGAGGAAACGAGUCGCCUAUUUCACGGGAGACAUGAUGCUUAGUAGGUUGGACAAGAAUUUCGGCAAGGGCACCUUGCAGAGGCUGCGUGCUGCCUUUCCCGGCGGCAUCUGGUGGCAGGCAUACGACGUUCGGCGGCCUGGGUUCAAGGUUGCACCAGACGGCCUGAACGGCAUGUACCUGCUGCCCGUGUGGGACGUCGCCGAGAAGGCCAUUGGCUCUGCCACCUUGGAGGGCAAGUCGAAGGGGGUGCUGGCUGCCUGGGGCAAGUUCCAUCCAAACUUGGACGCCCAGGUCCCAGCGCGCAGGAAGCUGCAUGAGUGGGUGGGCACCCCAGGGUCGAUUGCCGCCGGUGUCGAGCACGCCUCCUUCGAGCCGAGGGAGUACUGGUCGGAGCUUGCCAAGUACAGGUUCACCCUCUCCCCACGUGGAGGGGGCAUCCAGUCACCGAAGAAUGACGAGGCGUUGCUCGUGCUCACCAUCCCCAUCUCCACCCGCGAGGGUUCUGCCCGGGGCUUCAAGACGGAGCCGGCCUUCGACGACCUGAAGAAGUUGGGGUGGCCCAUGGUCGUGCUCGACCAGUGGUCGGAGAUCACGAAGCCCAAGCUCGACGAGUGGUGGGACGAGCUCUCCCCGAGGCUCGUCAGCUUCCGAAAGAACUGCCUCACCACGGAGGGCUUCUGGAGGAUCGUCACCGGGCAGGUGGCCUACUGCGAGUGA
This is a messenger RNA of Prorocentrum cordatum, 1212 nucleotides long. Lineage: Eukaryota; Dinophyceae; Prorocentrales; Prorocentraceae. The record is from the annotation of a GenBank genome assembly.